GCUGUAAAUGACUCGUGCUACCAGAAUGAUGAUUCGGUCCUAAAAUCUCUUGUUGAAAUCGCAGAUACUGUUCCCAAGUAUUUGCGCCCUCACUUGGAAGCAACUCUGCAGCUAAGUCUGAAGUUGUGUGCAGACACCAGCCUCAACAACAUGCAGCGCCAGCUUGCCCUGGAAGUGAUCGUGACCCUCUCGGAGACCGCAGCAGCUGUGUUAAGAAAGCAUACAAAUAUCAUCGCACAGACUAUUCCUCAGAUGUUAGCCAUGAUGGUUGAUCUGGAAGAGGACGAGGACUGGGCGAAUGCGGAUGAACUAGAAGAUGAUGACUUUGAUAGCAACGCAGUGGCUGGUGAGAGUGCUUUAGACCGGAUGGCUUGUGGACUUGGUGGAAAGCUUGUUCUGCCGAUGAUCAAGGAACACAUUAUGCAAAUGCUUCAAAACCCUGACUGGAAGUACCGGCAUGCAGGAUUGAUGGCCUUAUCUGCCAUUGGUGAAGGGUGCCACCACCAAAUGGAAGGAAUUCUAAAUGAGAUAGUAAAUUUUGUUUUGCUUUUCCUUCAGGAUCCUCAUCCAAGAGUAAGGUAUGCAGCCUGCAAUGCUGUGGGACAGAUGGCUACAGAUUUUGCACCUGGUUUCCAGAAGAAAUUUCAUGAAAAGGUGAUUGCAGCCCUGCUGCAGACCAUGGAAGACCAAGGCAACCAGCGAGUGCAGGCCCAUGCUGCCGCCGCUCUCAUCAACUUCACUGAAGACUGCCCCAAGUCGCUGCUUAUUCCAUACUUGGAUAAUUUGGUGAAACAUCUGCAUUCCAUUAUGGUACUCAAGCUUCAGGAGUUAAUUCAGAAAGGCACCAAAUUAGUUUUGGAACAAGUUGUGACAUCCAUUGCAUCAGUUGCAGAUACUGCAGAAGAAAAAUUUGUCCCCUACUAUGAGCUAUUCAUGCCAUCACGUAAGCACAUUGUUGAGAAUGCAGUGCAAAAGGAACUCAGACUUCUGAGAGGAAAAACUAUUGAAUGUAUCAGCCUCAUCGGUCUGGCAGUUGGGAAGGAAAAAUUCAUGCAGGAUGCGUCGGAUGUGAUGCAGCUGUUACUGAAGACUCAGACAGACUUCAGUGACAUGGAAGAUGAUGAUCCUCAGAUCUCUUACAUGAUCUCAGCAUGGGCCAGAAUGUGCAAAAUCCUUGGAAAAGAAUUUCAGCAAUACCUUCCAGUGGUUAUGGGGCCUUUAAUGAAGACAGCUUCGAUCAAGCCUGAAGUGGCCCUUUUAGACACCCAAGACAUGGAAAACAUGAGUGACGACGAUGGCUGGGAAUUUGUGAACCUUGGAGAUCAACAGAGUUUUGGUAUUAAAACUGCAGGACUGGAAGAAAAGUCAACCGCCUGCCAGAUGUUGGUUUGCUAUGCUAAGGAAUUAAAGGAAGGUUUUGUGGAAUACACCGAACAGGUUGUCAAAUUGAUGGUCCCUUUACUGAAAUUUUACUUCCAUGAUGGUGUCCGAGUGGCAGCAGCGGAGUCCAUGCCUCUUCUCCUCGAGUGUGCGAGAGUGCGGGGUCCCGAGUACCUCACACAGAUGUGGCAUUUCAUGUGUGAUGCACUAAUCAAGGCUAUUGGCACAGAACCAGAUUCAGAUGUCCUCUCAGAAAUAAUGCAUUCGUUUGCAAAGUGCAUUGAAGUAAUGGGUGAUGGAUGCCUUAAUAAUGAACACUUUGAAGAACUGGGAGGUAUACUGAAAGCCAAACUUGAAGAACAUUUUAAAAAUCAAGAAUUGCGGCAAGUUAAAAGGCAAGACGAAGACUAUGAUGAACAGGUUGAAGAAUCACUACAAGAUGAGGUAAAUUAUUCCCUUCAGAAUUUCAUUUACAUGACCAUUUCCAUUUUUAAACACUUCCAUUUCUACCUCAUCUUCCUUCUUAUUCUGAUGUAAUUAUCAGUAAUCU
Messenger RNA from Fukomys damarensis (Damara mole-rat), 1930 nucleotides. Its product is annotated as importin-5. The annotation marks the transcript as partial. Gene Ontology annotation, biological process: protein import into nucleus. The transcript has 15 exons. Gene Ontology annotation, molecular function: nuclear import signal receptor activity. The record is from RefSeq and is a predicted model, not a curated record. NCBI's taxonomy places the organism in Eukaryota, Metazoa, Chordata, Mammalia, Rodentia, Bathyergidae. Gene Ontology annotation, cellular component: nucleus; cytoplasm.